This is a messenger RNA of Sodiomyces alkalinus F11, 2313 nucleotides long. RefSeq lists its product as hypothetical. The transcript has 8 exons. The record is from RefSeq and is a predicted model, not a curated record. Lineage: Eukaryota; Fungi; Ascomycota; Sordariomycetes; Glomerellales; Plectosphaerellaceae. Bases 1 to 2313 code for a protein of 770 amino acids.
AUGUAUAUGCUUUUGCUCGAUGCUUUGCCGUGCCUUGGGCCUGGUAACUGUAUAUUAGGUGGUGGUUCUGGAUACACUCUCAUUACAGCAUAUUCAUCCCUUCUCACCCCCUUCACCCCCUUCACCCCCUUCACCCCCCCAUUCCUGCCCUCAUUUCAAGCGAAAGCAACAGCCCCUAACAACAACAACAAUAAUAACAACAAUAACGACUCCGCCUUGCAUUCUCGUCGUCGUAAAGAAAGCGACUCUGAGCCUAUAACGAGUCUGGGCUCUCUACAGCCACCCACAGCUAUGGCUCCGCCCUCUCCAUCGAAACCCGGACCGCUGUCCUCCCAUCCUGUGACCAGUGUCGAUCCGUCAGCCUCUAGCGGCAUCAGAGCUGCAAGAGACUCCCGCCCUGGAACCGACACAGGACCCCGAUCUCCAGUGCUCAAGUCCCGUUCUCGCUUUCACGAGGGCUCCAUGAACGACCGAACAUCCUCCAUUCCACCCAUCAGCUUCCUCGGCCCCGAAGAAGAGGCUUUUGAGCGCCGAAUGCGCCUCGACUACCCAGGCCGACCUUCCCAAAACACGUCGUACGAACGCGGGGCCUCGUCGCUGGACAGUUCGCAUACUCUCUCCCCUCAACCUCAGCCUCCACAUCUCGGUGGCGGCCCGAGACCGGUUAGCGCCGCCGGCCACUACGUCGGAAACAAGAAGGGAUUUUGGGGUGGCUUGCGGGAGAAACUCAGCUUUUCGCGUGAUAAGAGCACCGGUGGCUUGAAGCGACCCGCGAGUCUCGAUGCGAAGGCCAACCCCGCUGGUGCUGCUUCUGUCUCUGUCUCUGUCUCUGCCGCUGCCGCUGCCGCUGCCGCUGCCAAUACCAAUGCCGCCGGACUCGCUUCUGAGAUGAGAGGCGUGAGCACAAUGCCGAGCAAGGAGGAAGUUGCUGCCAGCUACCAGAAGCUCAUGCGAGACGGCUUUUUCAGCUCCCACGCCAUCCCAUCCGCUCGCCAACCCCCUCCGCCGGGCAUCUCGGUGCCGUCUACUCCAACUUCCAUGCAUCCCCCGACCGGCGCUUCGUUUGCCGCUCGCAUGGCCAUUCACGACACCAAUGGCAAUUGGGGGUUGCCUAGGCAGUCGCCGCUCCCUCCUAUUCCUUCGCCUUUACAAUCGCAAUCGCAAUCCGGACGUGGUGACGGUUACGGUGGCGGUUACGGUGACGGCUACGGUGACGGUGAUCAGAUGAGCAGCCCAUCCCGCGGGACCAAGCGUGGCCACGCCGACGGAGACGAUGACACUUCGCUGUCAUUCAAGAAACUCCGUAAAUCCGCCUCCCGCAUCUCUUCUGAACUCCCAUUUCCCGGCCUCCGGAAGCAACGGUCUCGCCAGGCCGUACAGUCUCCGAACAAUUCCCGCCCGUCCGAUUCAUCCGCCGCCCACGCCCACGCCCACGCCGCCGCCGUUGCAGCUAUGCCCCCUCCCCCCACCCCCUUCGGCAUCCAGGUCCGUCGCACGUUCAGUUCUUCUUCCGGCCGCGAAACGAACCGCCUCGCGAAGCGGCCCCAAAGUUCCGGCAGAGGACGCGCCCCGCCGUCCGGAGACCCUUCCUUGGCCGCGAGCGGCCCUGAUACCCGCAUGAGCAUCGACUCGGGCGCCCCCUCCUUCGACAGCAUAGCCACCACCGCGUCCACGUCCCGAGACGAGAUGCGCGGCAGCACCGUUGGCUUCAUCAACAGCAGCCACGCUGCUUUUUCCGAUUCUAUGCGCUGGGCCAGGCCGGCGAGGCGGAACAACAACAACAACAGCAACAACAGCAACAACCAAGGUACUACCACCGGACUGCGCGUCCGCCCCGACACCAACAGGGGGGUCCCCACGGUGCCGCGUGUCCCGGACCAGUUUAAGAUGCGGUCUGGCGGCGGUGCGGAGAACCAGGUCUCCGACGUGCAUCCUCCGUUCUACCAGCAACAGCAGGUUCAGGGCGAGGGUCACGGGCAUGGACAGGGCUGCGAGUCUCGAUCGCCUCCGAGCUGGAGCUUGGGCGUUUAUUUUGGUUUCCCGCCGGCUUUCUUUGGUCUUGCCAUUCGCGCCCUUUUGAUCCGAAAGUGGUUCAUCUUCGGGGCACACGACAGAUCGAGAACACGCGAUGGCAGGGAUUAUGUUGGUUUGCUGGACGAUGACCAGACAGUUUCACGCUCAGGGCCCCUCCGGAAACAGUGGGAGAGAGAAACCGCCUCUCCCUUCCGAUUUAAGGAUGAUAGAAAUGUGAUGGCAACCGAGCGAAACGCCAGCUUCCCGCCGGAUUGGAAGAAGAUAAAUGAAAAUGCGUAA